UGUCAUUCCUUGUUAAAAAUGGGUGAUGCCAACGUUAUGUUUGGUUUUGAAAUUUUGCAAUCGUUAUACGACAACCAAGUAACGAAGAAGGAGGACGUUUUAAUUUUGUUUGUUCACUGGUAUCUUAUAAAGAAUUCAUUCAGGUGUGUUGGCUUUGGUGAUUCGAAAGCAUACAAUGCAUCUGAAAAGGGAUCAGAACUACUUCCAGAGGGAUGGAACACGCAUCCUAAUUACGCGUUACGUUACGUAAAAGAUGAAAAAUUAUACAUACUUCAUGGCAUCAAAUCCGAUGAAGAUUUGCUUUUAAAUUUACUGAGAACUGAUAACCAAAAUGUAACCAACAUUGAAUUUCCAAUUAAUCAGACUGUGACUAGUCUUCAUGGAUCAUUAGAAACUGUAAUGCCCACGUAUCAAACUGUUCUACAAAUAGUCCAGACUGAUCUUCUCAAUCCAGUGUUUUCUGGUAACACUGCUGAGACUUCCACUCAAACAUCAACAGAAAGCAGAGACCAUAGUGCGCCAAUUAGGACUGAUCCAUUAAGGGUAGGACAGCCAGCACGUAGCUUGCCAUCGCAACCAUGGGAUCCCUUAGUUGAUCCAGCAAACGUAGGACGCGCGGAUCUAGAUCCUUUUGCUCGCGGCGGUGGUGGCGGUAUGAUCUACGAUCCGUUCCCGCCUCUACGCAACCCUGUCAAUCCGCAUCGACCUGGCUUAGGAGUACCAGGAAGAUUGCCACCGGGCGCGGUUCCACCCCACGCUAGAUUUGAUCCUUUCGGACCGCCAGACAACGCACCAGGAAGACCGGAACGUGGACCAGACAACGAUCACUUACCCCCUCCAGGAUACGAUGACAUGUUUAUGUAAAAAACAAUAAAAUAUG
This is a messenger RNA of Dufourea novaeangliae, 880 nucleotides long. It is a transcript of the gene PI31, whose product is annotated as proteasome inhibitor PI31 subunit. Gene Ontology annotation, molecular function: proteasome binding; endopeptidase inhibitor activity. NCBI's taxonomy places the organism in Eukaryota, Metazoa, Arthropoda, Insecta, Hymenoptera, Halictidae. The record is from RefSeq and is a predicted model, not a curated record. Bases 19 to 864 code for a protein of 281 amino acids. Gene Ontology annotation, biological process: proteasome-mediated ubiquitin-dependent protein catabolic process. The transcript has 5 exons.